AUGGCUAGUUUGAAGCCAGAAGAAGUAUAUGGUUGGUAUGAACAACUAUCCAAAGAUUCAGAAUGCUGUUUUGUUUUGUGCGGUGAACUGCAGGAAGUUCCAUAUGAGGAGGUUACCAAGAUGAUUGCAGAUCGGACAGGGAUGCAGAGGCCAAAUGUACUGGGCAGGAGGGAUGAUGCUGUGCUGCUAGAGAGCGAUGCUGUGUUGGAGAGAGGAUUGAUCCCUGCUGUUUUUUCAUAUGAGGGAAGCAAACGUUGGAGUGUAGUGUUGCCUCUUAAGCCAAGUGAGGGGAUGAGAGUUGCCCAAGAAUCAAGUCCUACUGAAGAGAGGGCAAGGAGCCCCAUUGUACAGUCCCCUGACAUUCGAAGACAAGAUGAUUCACCUCUGGGCCUAGAUGGAGCCUCUGACAUGCAGAGUCAAUUAUUUUUGGUCGCUAUGAAUAAACUCGUGGAGCAACUGGGAAGAAACCAGUAUGAUGGUGGAUAUAGGAGAUUGAGACCUUUCUCAGGUGUCCAACCUGUUCCAACUGGAGAAGAUGCCUAUGAGGUGUGGAAAGACACUGCAAUCCAGUACAUGGAAGAGUGGCACUGUCCUGAGACUGCAAAGAGACAACGGAUAGUGGAGAGUUUACGUGGUCCAGCAAUGGAGAUUGUGCAGGCCACUCGUCGGAGUGACCCUAAUGCUACUGCACGGAACUAUCUAGCAGCUCUGGAAAGAGAGUUUGGAACAUCAGAAGAUGCCACUGACCUCCUUUACAAGUUAAGAAACACCUAUCAAGAGCCGGGGGAGAGAUUGUCCAAAUAUCUAUACCGCCUGGACAAGCUAAUUUACCGCAUUGUGGAAAAAGGUAGAAAUGACCCUCAGUGA
Molecule: messenger RNA, 867 nt
Organism: Pseudophryne corroboree (corroboree frog)
Lineage: Eukaryota; Metazoa; Chordata; Amphibia; Anura; Myobatrachidae
Product: paraneoplastic antigen Ma1 homolog
Exons: 1
Coding region: 1-867 (288 amino acids)
Source: RefSeq, a predicted model, not a curated record